CGAGUUCAGCGCCUCUCACGUACAGGGAAGCAAGCUAUCAGAAUAAUAGAAAUGGCGAUACAGUUCAGUUCAUGUGAAUAUCGUGUGCAGUUAAUAUUGAACGUACUCUGGUUUAAAAGAUUAUUGUGGUGUAAUAUUGCUUUACCAUCAUUCUAAAUCACAAAGUUCUUAAAAAUGGGUGAAAUUGUUAGUAAUUCAGACGUAAUUAAUGAGGAAAUGCAGUCAGUUGUGGAUCUUCCCAAAGAUGACGUAGUAGAAGCGACGCAAACCCAAACGAGUGCAUCCGUUAAACCCGACCAAAACCCGAAGAUAGUCGAUCAUCACAUUCCACAGAAAAAGAGAAAGACGAGGCGCGGGAAAUCCAAACGUAAGCAGCCUUAUAUGAAGAGCAGAUUACCGAAUGUUAUAAAACCUGAAGCUCCUCAUAAUAGUAAUCAAUUCUUGUUAGAAGAUCAUUGUGAUUUCGACAACCUAGAUGAGCGGCUCUUGAAUAAAACUAAAGCGUCUGGUUCCAUUUUUAAUAGAAACAGAGAUUCAAGUCUAAGUGUAGACUCUGAUGGCGAAUUCUAUUCAUCUCCAGAUGAUGAGGAACAAUUUUUAAUUAAAGAUUUCGACAACCAAUACGAAACUGUUCAUGCUGAGCACCUGAAUAAUAUGUCAAAAACUGAUUUAAUUCAGGAGUAUCUUGGUCUUGAAAAGAAAGUUGAGUUAUUAUCGAAUAUUUUGAGAAAGCGCACUGAAGGAGAUUAUGAUAGAACCAAGAUUGAUUUGCAGAUGGAAGUUCAACAGUUGAAAUCUGAAAAUGAAACUCUCAAGCAACAAAAUCAAGAAUUGCUUGCAAAACUUUCCAAUAAGUCGAACAGUAGCAGUAGUGAUAGUUCAUCCGAUUCUGAAUCAGAUUCUAGUUCAUCAAGUUCAAGCUCUAUGAGCUCGUGUGAUAUGAAUGAAGCAGAAAUGCUGAAUAAUUCCUCGAAUAAUAUGGAGAACAUUGAUAAUCGUAAAUGUGUCAACCUUAGUUCUUAAACCAGUUCUUUGAAAGAAAAUUGUUGAAAAUUUUAAAUUGUUCUCAUUUUUUUGUGUUUUUCCGCAUAGAAAUUUGUGACACUAAAUUGUAAUUUUGUAAAUAUAAUAUGUAAUUUUCUAGUUACAUUUUUUUUAUAUUUUUAAAGAAAAUUUAAUGUGUUAAUAGUUUUAAGAAAAUAUUUCACUUGUUGUUUUGAUUUUAAUAAAAUAUAUAUACUUAAGAAAAAGGAUAUGAAUUGUUGACAGAAUACAAGAAAAUUUAAGUUGAUGAAUAUUUGGAAAGUACAUAACAUCUGAAAUAAAUCUAAAAAAGUCUAAAAUAUUCCAGACAGAAAUGAAAGAGUAGAAAAUAAUAAAAUCUGCUGUGAUCAAUAUGCAUUUACUGAUUGAAGUAGUUUUUUAAUUUGAUCUCUGAGAUUUCAGUUAGGUAGGUGUUUGCUCAACAGUUAGUACCUAUGCAAAAAAAAUGGCAAAGAACAUCAGCAAAUCAUUUGAUUCUGUUAUAGGAUAAGCAAAAAUUUCAUAACUAGUCAUUUAAAAUUUCUUACUUUAUAAAUAUUAAAAAUUUUCAAUACA
Messenger RNA from Coccinella septempunctata (seven-spotted ladybird), 1599 nucleotides. RefSeq names its product protein HEXIM1-like. The transcript has a single exon. Gene Ontology annotation, molecular function: cyclin-dependent protein serine/threonine kinase inhibitor activity; 7SK snRNA binding. The record is from RefSeq and is a predicted model, not a curated record. The coding region runs from base 175 to 1023 and encodes 282 amino acids. Gene Ontology annotation, biological process: negative regulation of transcription by RNA polymerase II; negative regulation of cyclin-dependent protein serine/threonine kinase activity. NCBI's taxonomy places the organism in Eukaryota, Metazoa, Arthropoda, Insecta, Coleoptera, Coccinellidae. Gene Ontology annotation, cellular component: nucleus; cytoplasm; nucleoplasm.